Pipra filicauda (Wire-tailed manakin) is the source of this 978-nucleotide messenger RNA. Its product is annotated as autism susceptibility gene 2 protein-like. Lineage: Eukaryota; Metazoa; Chordata; Aves; Passeriformes; Pipridae. The coding region runs from base 257 to 856 and encodes 199 amino acids. The transcript is spliced from 3 exons. The record is from RefSeq and is a predicted model, not a curated record.
CGACCUGAGAUCAGCCAUUACUUUCCUUGGCUCGCUUAUAGGAAUCUCUUACAUUUGGUGCUUGCUGCUGGUGGUGGUGGAACCGCACUCGGAUUCUUUCAUCCCCUCCACCCCCUUGCUGUCCUCUCCUCCCCUCCUUUUUCUUCUUCCCUCUCUCCCCUCCCUCCCUCCCCCGUUAUUCCGCCGGGGGAGCCGGAUUUGUGGCUGCGGUGGGGCAGGGGGGGAACGAGAGCGAGAGGGAGAGCCGGCGAGAGACAUGGAUGGCCCGGCGCGAUGCAAUGGGCUUCGGAAGAAGCGGCGAUCGCGGUCCCAGCGCGACCGGGAGCGGCUAGCCCAGGGCGGGCGGCGCGGAGGGGCCGCCAGCGGGGCCCCCGGGGCCGCCGCGCUCUCCUCUUCGGGCUCCGAGAGGGAAGACAAUGGGCCCCCGCCGCCGUCCCGGCCGCGGCCCCCCCGGAGGAAGCGGCGGGAGUCCUCCUCGGCCGAAGAGGACAUUAUCGACGGUUUCGCGAUGUCCAGCUUCGUCACUUUCGAGGCGCUGGAGAAGGACGUAGCUCUGAAACCUCAGGAACGUAUGGAGAAGAGACAGAACCCUCUAGCCAAGAAGAAACGGGAAGCACUUACCAAUGGGCUGUCGUACCCUCCCAAAAAGAACAGACUCCACCACCACCAGUACAGCUCUGACCGGGAAAAUGACCGUAACCUGUGCCAGCACCUUGGGAAAAGGAAGAAAUUACCCAAGGGCCUCCGACAGGUGGGACACAAGUCACCUGCUGCGGGGAAGGAGGGCUUUGGCUCUUGGCACAUGAAAAGGAUCAUCUCUGGAAAUGCUUCUAAACCAGCAAGGGGUCUUAGCUGACUAUGUCUGCAUGAGAGCUGCUGGGUUCUGCCUGCACCACCUGAUCCCAAAGACACUUGCAGAAUAUCAAAUCCCAAUCCCAGAUACCAUGUGACAGCAGGGAAGGAGACAAAUGGUAAUAA